Molecule: messenger RNA, 2740 nt
Organism: Balaenoptera musculus (blue whale)
Lineage: Eukaryota; Metazoa; Chordata; Mammalia; Artiodactyla; Balaenopteridae
Gene: MMP19
Product: matrix metallopeptidase 19
Exons: 9
Coding region: 846-2228 (460 amino acids)
Biological process (GO): collagen catabolic process; extracellular matrix organization; proteolysis
Cellular component (GO): extracellular matrix
Molecular function (GO): zinc ion binding; metalloendopeptidase activity
Source: RefSeq, a predicted model, not a curated record
AAAGAGGACCAGGGACUAGAGAGUGAAAAGAACUGAAGGGAAGAGCCCCCCACCUAGCCCUGCUCCCCCAGGCUCCCAGAAAUCUCAGGGCAGAAGGCACAAACAGCCUCUGGAGCUCUUGCCUGGUGGGACCAUGAACUGGCAGCGGCUGUGGCUGGGCUUCCUACUCCCCAUGACAGUCUCGUGCUGGGCCCUGGGGCCUGGAGAGGAGGCAGCAGUGGAUUACUUGUUGCAAUACGGGUACCUACAGAAGCCUCUAGAAGGACCUGAUGACUUCAGGCCAGAAGAUAUCAUAGAGGCUCUGAGAUAUGUUCCCAGGCCCUUGAAAAGUCACAGUACCUGCGGCGCCUGAUGGAUGAAAUUGCCCCAGAGCAGGCUGGGCUGGGAGGGACAGGUCCAGCCAGGAGGGAAGAAAGCAAAGGGAGGACAGGCCCUCAGGUGGGAGCAGUGGUGGGAGAGUCUCCAGAGCAGGAGGCAGGACACUUACCUAGAUCAGGAGGAGGUUAGAAAUUGCAGUAGAGGAAGAAGGCAACGCCAGAUGGCACUUUACCCAAAUAAGAGCAUGAACACAGGAGGUGAAGCUGAGUAUUGCCUUUAUGCAGAACAGAAGAGGAAGUCCCAAUUACGAGGACUGGAUCCUGGAGUGAUCUCAUCAGCUUCAGAGAUUUUGGGCCAUUCUCAGCCACCACCUUGGGCAGCGGGGGGCCAAAGAGCUAUCCCCAGUUCUUAGUCAUUCCACAUGCCACUGCCCUGCUGGACCCACCCCUCUCCCUCUUUCUAGAGCUUUUCAGGAAGCAUCUGAGCUGCCAGUCUCAGGUCAGCUAGAUGAUGCCACGAGGGCCCGUAUGAGGCAGCCCCGUUGUGGUCUGGAGGACCCCUUCAACCAGAAGACCCUUAAAUACCUGCUGCUGGGCCGCUGGAGAAAGAAGCACCUGACCUUCCGCAUCUUGAACCUGCCCUCCACCCUCCCAUCCUACACAGCCCGGGCAGCCCUGUUUCAAGCCUUCCAGUACUGGAGCAAUGUGGCUCCCUUGACCUUCCGGGAGGUGAAGGCUGGCUGGGCUGAUAUCCGCCUCUCCUUCCAUGGCCGCCAAAGCCCAUACUGCUCCAAUACCUUUGAUGGGCCUGGGCGGGUCCUGGCCCAUGCCGACAUCCCAGAGCUGGGCAGUGUGCACUUUGAUGAAGAUGAGCUCUGGACUGAGGAGACCUACCGGGGGGUGAACCUGCGCAUCAUUGCAGCCCACGAACUGGGCCAUGCCCUGGGGCUUGGGCACUCCCGAUACACCCAGGCCCUCAUGGCCCCUGUCUAUGCUGGCUACCGGCCCCACUUCAAGCUGCACCCGGAUGAUGUGGCUGGGAUCCAGGCUCUCUAUGGCAAGAAAAGCCCAGAGACAGAGGAUGAGGAAGAAGAGAUGGAGCUCCCCACUGUACCCCAAGUGCCCACAGAACCCAGUCCCAUGCCAGACCCCUGCAGUGGUGAACUGGAUGCCAUGAUGCUGGGGCCCCGAGGGAAGACCUACGCUUUCAAGGGAAACUACGUGUGGACCGUGACAGAUUCAGGGCUGGGUCCCUUGUUCCAAGUGUCUGCCCUUUGGGAGGGGCUCCCAGGAAACCUGGAUGCUGCUGUCUACUCUCCUCGGACGCAAUGGAUUCACUUCUUUAAGGGAGACAAGGUGUGGCGUUACGUUAAUUUCAAGAUGUCUCCUGGCUUCCCCAAGAAGCUGAAUAGGGUAGAACCCAACCUGGAUGCUGCUCUCUAUUGGCCUCUCAACAAAAAGGUGUUCCUCUUUAAGGGCUCCGGUUACUGGCAGUGGGACGAGCUGGCCCAAACUGAUUUCAGCCGCUACCCCAAACCAACCAAGGGGUUGUUUACAGGAGUGCCAGACCAGCCCUCAGGUGCCAUGAGUUGGCGGGAUGGCCGCGUCUACUUCUUUAAGGGCAAACAGUACUGGCGCCUCAAUCGGCAGCUUCGAGUAGAGAAAGGCUAUCCCAGAGAUAUCGCCCACAACUUGAUGCACUGUCGUCCCCAGACCCCAGACGCCACACCAUCAGAUGGGGACACCACUUCCUCAGCCACAGGAACAACCUUGGAAACCACUUCCUUGGCCAUAGAUAUCACUUUGCACACUGACCGCUCAGCCGGAGAUACGAUCUUGGACAUUACCCCCUUAGCCACAGCCUCCACCGCCCUUUUAUUCCCUGGUAACGUCACCCACCCAGAAAUCUAAGACCUCAAUCAAACGUCUGCUGCAGCACGAGCACGAACCAUGGACCUCAUGCCUCUAAAUGUCCCAGCUCCAGCCACCACUCCCCUGUAUUCUUUCCCUCCUGGUCAGUGACUCUCUAACUCAGCCCCCAACUCCAUCCAUUUCUUCCCCAUCCUAGAUAGCACUUCCAACUGUGUCAUCUACUCUCUGGAGGACAUUGGUAGAGGAAAGGCAGCCAUCAGGCCUUUAGCUGACAGGAGGCCACAACUGGGAAAGCCUGGGUCCUGUUCUUCCUAGAUAAAGUGCAAGAAAACAGCAUAGCCAGUAAAAUGAGCAAUGGCUUUGUAAUCCUUGAGAAUCACAUUUACUUGCUUAUGACUUUGGGCAAGUUAAUUAACCUCGUUAAGCCUUGGAUUUCCCAUCUGCAAAAUAAGGUUAAUACUAAUCCUGCAGGGUUGUUGCAUUAAAUGAAAUACUAUAUGUGAAGUGCCUGGCACAUUUGUGCUUAAUAAAGGUUAACUUCACGUUCAUGA